Molecule: messenger RNA, 3867 nt
Organism: Gadus chalcogrammus (walleye pollock)
Lineage: Eukaryota; Metazoa; Chordata; Actinopteri; Gadiformes; Gadidae
Gene: pcsk7
Product: proprotein convertase subtilisin/kexin type 7
Exons: 17
Coding region: 551-2881 (776 amino acids)
Biological process (GO): protein processing
Cellular component (GO): Golgi membrane; trans-Golgi network
Molecular function (GO): serine-type endopeptidase activity
Source: RefSeq, a predicted model, not a curated record
AUGAGAUGACAAGCUUGUUCUUUGACACUUAGACACAAGAGGGGAAGUUUUCAGAUCAAAGGUAAACGACGUUAACGUAUAGAGUACGGUGAGCAACUAAACUUGUCAAUGAAAAACGUAGUAACAGUCGUUGAAUCGUGUUGUUUGUGAGGUUGUAGAUCUGCUUUAACAGUAGUCUUGGAAACUCAUGAUCAUGAACCCAUCCGAGUUGGCCUUGGUCCACACGUCCACCUUUGUCUCAAACCACGUUCCCACCUUUAUUGUAUCGCAGGAUUGUCUCAUAUCGAGUGAAUGGGUGUUAUUUGUUCCGGGUAUUUCUCCCAAUUUCAACACACAGAGUGGUAUAUAUUCUGUAACUCACGUCCACUCAGAGGUGGACUAUCUGGGCCACUGGGAGCUGUCCUACCCUGCUGCCUAGCCAGAGCAGGACCAGGACUCAUACUCCUUCUUUUAAUGGCAUUAUGCAUAGCUUUUAGAUGUCAUACACUGUUCACGACUUACCAGUGUCGUCUGUGUGUGCGGUCGUGGUUGCUGUUCAGAUGACGUGGGGAUGCUAAUACGACCCUCCGCUUGUCUCUCUGUUGCCAUGACAACGCCCUAUCUCUCCCUGUUCCUCCUGCUGGUGUUUCUGUCCUCGUCCUGCCUGCUGUAUCUCAACCUCCAAUCGGAAUCCUUCUCUUCGUCCGUUCCCCUGCCGCCCCCGUCCUGUGGUCUGGGCCAGUCCUGGGCCGUGCGGCUGAGCUUCAGCUCUUCCCAGGAGGACGGACUUCUCGUGGAUCUCGAUGUGGUUGCAGACAAGGUGGCAGAACAGGUCGGACUGGAGAACCGGGGUCAGAUCGGACAGCUGGAAGGCCACUACCUCCUGUGUGCCUCAAAGCCCAGGCUGGGGGCUACCGCUUGGGCAGACAAGUGGGCCCACUCCGGAGACCUGCUGGCAGCCCACCCGCAUGUGCUGUGGCACUCCAAGGACAUUGUCCUCAGCAGAUCCAAGAGGGCAAUGACCUUCAAUGACCCCCGCUACCCGAACCAGUGGCACUUGCACAACAAACAGAGAAAGGGCAUGGACAUCAACGUGACGGGCCUGUGGGAGCGCAACAUCACUGGGACAGGGGUCACGGUGGUGGUGGUGGAUGACGGAGUGGAGCACACGCUGCAGGACAUCCAGCCCAACUAUAGUCCAGAGGGCAGCUAUGACCUGAACUCCAACGACCCUGACCCCAUGCCCCAUCCAGAUGCCCACAGCGACAACCACCACGGCACGCGCUGUGCUGGGGAGAUCGCCGCCGUGCCCAACAACAGCUUCUGUGCCGUGGGCGUGGCCUACGGGAGCAAGGUGGCAGGUAUCAGAGUGCUGGACGGACCACUGACGGACAGCAUGGAGGCUGUGGCGUUCAACAAACACUACCAGGUCAACGACGUCUACAGCUGCAGCUGGGGUCCAGACGACGAUGGACACACUGUGGACGGACCCCACCCGCUGGGGAAGGCGGCGCUGCAGCAUGGAGUGAUCGCUGGCCGAAGAGGGUUCGGCAGCAUCUUCGUUGUUGCCAGUGGUAACGGCGGGCAGUAUAACGACAAUUGCAACUACGACGGCUAUGCCAACUCCAUCUACACCAUCACCAUUGGGGCGGUGGACGAGGAGGGACAGAUGCCCUUCUAUGCAGAGGAGUGUGCGUCCAUGUUGGCGGUCACGUUCAGCAGUGGAAGGAAAGAACUGAGGAGCAUCGUGACGUCCGAUUGGUCGAUGCAGCAGGGGACGGGCUGCACGGACGGGCACACGGGCACGUCGGCUGCGGCCCCCCUGGCGGCGGGCAUGGUGGCCCUCAUGCUGCAGGUGCGGCCCUGCCUGACCUGGCGGGACGUCCAGCACAUCAUCAUCUUCACAGCAACCAAGUACGAUAACAGCACUGACUGGAGGGCUAACGGGGCCGGCUUCCACCAUAGCCACAAGCACGGCUUCGGCCUGCUCAAUGCCUGGAGGAUGGUCAACGCUGCCAAGGUGUGGGAUUCGGUGCCAUUCCUAUUGUCUUAUCAGAGCCCGGUACUGAAGGGGGAUGUGACUAUCCUGACCUAUCCAGACAUUCUGACCCGCACCUGGAAUGUCACCACCCAGGACCUGAGCCAGUCCGGCAUGCAGACUCUGGAGCACGUGUCCGUUACCAUGACGAUCAUCCAUCCGUGCCGCGGCAACGUGGAGAUCACACUGGUGUGCCCCAGCAGCAUGACGUCACUUAUCGGGGCUCGUCGUGCCGUCGACCGGGACCCCUCAGGCUACCAGGAAUGGACCUUUUCAACGGUGCGCUGCUGGGGAGAGAAAGCCCUGGGCGAAUACAAACUCCUCAUAGUGGACCACAAGACGCCGACCCCCAAGAUGUGUGCUGCCACGGGGACGCUCACCCAGUGGAAGCUGACCCUGUAUGGGUCCUCGCUCACCUACCGACAGGUCAAGGAGAGACAGAGGCUGGUGGAAGAGGCCAUGAGCGGCCGUUACCUAGACAGCAACUUCUCUCUGCCCUGCCCACCCGGCCUGGACGUCCCCCCAGAGACACUCACCCCCUUCUCCUCCAACAACCUCAAGUUCCUGCUGCUGCUGGGCUGUUUCGCCUUCUUCUGGUCGCUGUACUACACGCUGGAGGUGGGGCUGGCCCACUUGGACCUCCAGGAGUUGCUGUGCUGGCGGAGGGGCCGCGGCAGCGGGGCCCGCCCCCGGACCCACAGGCUCCGCCGGCGGGAACGGGACAGGGGGCCGGACUGGGUGUCGGUGGAGGACGGGGACGAGGAGGGGGAGGAGGAGCAGCAGCAGGAGGACCGGGACUCGGGCAUCGUGCUGGACUUUGAGGCCAAGGCGCCAGCCGCCACCGCCGAGAGAGCGGCCACGUAGCGCCAGACGCUGGCCGCUGACUAUUUGGGUCUUCUUUUUUAACCUGCUGUACACGCCUCGCGGCACCUUCUCAGGGUCUGAACCCCCCCCCACUCCCUAUUCACCCCUGCUGCCCUCUGCAAGCUGUUGCUCGGUCACUCUCCCCGCUCAGUGGGCUGAGACGGAGAGCGACCGUCAGGGUGGACCUGGACUCACCUGCCUCGCAUUCCUUCACGAUGUGGCCUUCUGGAUCAAAUGACUGAGUAUGGUUGGAGGGGCAUGAUGUGUGUGUGUGAGUGUGUAUGGGUUUAUAAUGUGGAAGGGAAGGUAUGUGUGUGUGUGGUGAAUCUGGCUGAGAAUUGGGACAGGGGGUGUAGGGGUGUUGAAUGUACGAUGCGAAUUGGUAUUAUCACAACAGUCACCUUGGACUUUAUUUGACGUGCACUACUGUACCCUUAUUUAUAUAAAGAUGUUUUAAUUGUGUGUGUGUGUGUUCGGCACGCGCCUGAUUUUGACUUUCACUCAUGAGUUCAUUCUUUGACGUCUGAAGUUUUAGAGACCUUGAAGUUUAAUGUGCAGAAUUUUAAUACUGUAUGUAUUUUUAUGUUUAUAUAUAUAUCACUCACUCACAUACAUACACACACAUACACACACACACACACACACACACACACACACACACACACACACACACACACACACACACACACACACACACACACACACACACACACACCUUGUGCCUGGGUCAUCAACUUAUAUCAAACUGAGUUAAAUGUUUUCUAUGCAAAGGAGUUUCUGGAUUAAAGGUGAUGGCUGAUGGAAAUCCCAGGUGAGCUGUAUGUAAAUAAAGCCUUGAUAAGAAGUUGUCUCCAUCCAUGUCAGCAGUAGCUUAAACACUGGUCACACCCUACUGUAGCAUACAACCAAGUGUAUUGUGGCCCAACUCCCAUUUAGUAUAAAAAAAACAACAGUUCAACAGUUAGUACGUGAUGUAUUUCAAAGUC